Triticum dicoccoides is the source of this 5153-nucleotide messenger RNA. RefSeq lists its product as uncharacterized. Lineage: Eukaryota; Viridiplantae; Streptophyta; Magnoliopsida; Poales; Poaceae. The coding region runs from base 301 to 4083 and encodes 1260 amino acids. The transcript is spliced from 3 exons. The record is from RefSeq and is a predicted model, not a curated record.
UCAAUGUUGUGAUAACUUGUUGCUCUUGAUGUAGGUAUCGGGUUCAAGAGCGUUUUCCUAAUAUCGAGCCAGCCGCAUAUAUUCAGUAAUGGCUAUCAGAUAAAGUUCAAUGAGAAGCCUUGCGCGGAGUGUAACAUUGGAUACAUUGUCCCUGAGUGGGUUGACUCGAAACAGAUCCUUCCAGAAAUAAAAAAGAUAUAUGGGCGAUCGAAGGUUCUACCAACAACCACUAUCAUCUUGCCUUUGAAGGACGAGAAAGUUAGUGCAGUAAAGCAGCAACUGUCAAGCUUGCAUCCUGAGAUGCUACUGUUUCUAUCAAAGAUUAGGCGGCUCUCUGUACAGGAAGCUAAUUCCAAUCCUAAAGGCAGCACAGUUAGUGAAAUUGCAAUAUCUAGUGAAAAGAACUACCAAGAGAGGAAGAACAUGCACGCAGAGUCCUAUACAGUCCAUUUAUCGGCUCAAGAGAAUGGGAAAGAGGAAGAGUGUGGCUACUAUAUGUGGAGGCAAAAGUUCCCGGUAAAACCAGAGAACAGAGUGGACAAACGUGCCGAGAUCGAUGAGUGGGUCAUCACGCUGACCUUCCCACACGGCGAGCGUCUAUCCCGUGGGAAGCAGAUAUCACCUGGCGUCUAUGCUUUCCUUCCCACUGAGAUGGUAACGAAUUUCCCCUUCAUAAUCCAGGCUGACUUCCUCCUUGCAUCUUCAAGAGAGGCUAUUCUGUUCGACAGUCCGUGGAACAAGGGGAUUCUGGACUGUAUCCCAAGCGCUUUCCUGAAUGCUUUUGUUGCUCUUGUGAAAUCCAGCGCUGAUGCACCGGCAAUGUCCUUAGUGUCUAUGUUUAAUUUCCUGCCGGCCAAUCCUUCAAUCCCAGUACUUGAGCCGGUUAGGUCUGGCAUCAAAAACAAGAUUCUUGUCGAGGAUAUAGUGCCAUGUGAGUCUCAUAGUUCGCAGAAAAUAUUUUGCAAGCCAGGUGAGGUUGGACGACUGAAACCAGCCUUUUGGAGUAUUCUCAGCAAGGCAAGGGAAUCUGGAGUUGACCUAAAGAAUCUUUCAACCCAUGGAAGCUACAUUCUAAGCUCCCAUUUUGAUAAGUCGACGUAUAAUACCGUGCUAUCAUUUCUUGGUGUUAAAAGUGUGAGCACUGAAUGGUACGCCAAAUGCAUCGAGGGCUCUAAUCUUGUCAAGGGGGUAAAUGAACAGAUUUAUCUGGAAGUUUUAUCCUUUGUCGCCGACAAUUGGCAGAACUGUUUCUCCGGUACAAACAUGAUGUCUAUUCUCCUGCUAAAGUAUGUUGAUCGGAACAAUGCUCUCUCUUUCUGGAGCAUUUCUAGAGCUACUCAACGGAGUGACAGAUUGUGCAUUGCAUCUGAGAAGAAGUGCAUACCUUGGCUUAUCAGCUGGAACCGGGAGUUCCCUUCUUCUAACCGCGUUUUUGUACCUCCCAGCACACAGGAAGCUCUACAAAAUUUUGCACAGAGAACAGCAGUGACACAGUGGCUUCAGAGCUAUGCAAAGGUGGAGGCUUUGUCUGUCUACACUUAUGGACUAGCGGUUCUUAAUUCCUUGAAUUAUGAUAGCAGGCCUGUUAUUGCUUUUGCCCACUUUCUGUACCACUCAUCUCAGAAGGGUCACAUCGAGAGCUACCACUUGGCAGAACUGUGCCAUGCCAUGCCGGUAAUCGACAGCUAUGGCAGUGUGGUCAAGACAAGAAGCAGCCUUCUAGUUCCUGCGAAGGGCAGUAAAUGGGUAGGAUUGAUGGGCACGAACCCAUGGAGGAACCAGAACUACAUUGAACUAUCGGCAGACUACAAGUCGUCAGGCAGUUACGCUGGGAUAUAUGCACCUGAAGACCAGCUCUUGGCUUUCCUAAAGACACAACUGCAGGCUUCAGAUAUUCCGUUCAUACACCCUCCAGAUGCAAGCUUUCCCACAGUCUCAUCGCCUCUAACCAUUGACAAUGCAAUCUUGCUUUUGCAAUGGAUACAGAAUCUGAAGUCAAGAAGGGUACAUUUACCGGCUAGAUUUCUGGCUUGUGUAAAACAGGGAAGUUGGCUGAGGACAUCAGCUGGGUACAAGCCACCGAAUGAAUCAUUUCUGUCCAGUUCUGAGUGGGGAGUUCUUUUACAAAGUGGAUCUUCCUUUGUUGACAUACCAAUGAUUAACCAAAAGUUUUAUCAAAACAAGCUGCACUUGUACAAGGAGGAACUCAAGGCGAUUGGAGUUAGAUUUGAAUUUCAGGAGGCGUCAGCGUACAUCGGCAGCCGCCUCAUGUCCAUGGCCGCAAGCAAUACGCUGACCAGAGAGAAUGUGUACUCACUGCUUCGGCUGAUUCGGUUUCUUCGAGAGAAACUUCUGUCUCCAAGCGAACUCAUCAACAGUGUCAAGGAUGGACAGUGGAUGAAGAGUACUCUCGGCUACAGGUCUCCGGUUGGUUGUAUCAUCUAUGAUUCAGACUGGGCAGUUGCAUCCUGUAUCAGUAGCCAGCCAUUCCUUGAUGUCAAGUUCUAUGGCGAGGACAUCCUUACCUACAAACCAGAGCUCCAGUUGCUUGGUGUUCUUGUUGGAUUUGAAGGCAGCUACAAACUUGUGAUUGAGAAUUUCAAGUUCAGUUCGGCUGCUGUUACUCCUGAGGCUACUGUACUAAUCCUCAAAUGUAUUCGGCAUGUGAGCUCAUGCGACACCUUCAUAAGAAAGCUCAAAGAUUUGAAAUGGGUGAAGACCAAUGUGGGUUUCCGUGCUCCUAAUGAAUCUUUUCUUGUGGAUCCUCGAUGGGAGUGCCUUCUAAAUGUCUUUGAUGGGGUUCCUGUAGUUGAUUUCAGAUUUUAUGGGAGUAAGAUUAGUCCCUACAAAGAUGAGUUGGAGAAGACUGGGUUGAUAACAAAAUUGGAGGCGGCAUCGAAGGCUAUCUCUCACUUGUUCGAGCAGAUGGUUCUGAACUCAUCACUUCCAAAGGCGAGUGUCCUAGCUCUGCUAGCAUGUUAUCGGCAGCUGAAAACACAGGGCGCACUUCCCGUCGAGCUCUUGAGUUGCAUGCUGAAUGAGAAGUGGUUGUGCACAUCGUUGGGUUUCAGAUCCCCCAAAGAUGCAAUCUUGUUUAAUGCAGAAUGGAAGUCUCUAUCAUCAGUAGCAAACUUACCUUUCAUAGAUGAUGGUGACUCUAACCAUGGUUUAAGCAAGGAAAUACAUGGUUAUAAAGAUGAGCUCAAGUUGCUUGGUGUUACUACUGAAGUGAAAGCUGGUGCUAGGUUUGUUAUAAAUGGCAUCAACAUUCCCAAGGAUCCUUUACACAUGUCUGCAGCUACUGUCUUGUCAUUGCUUGGGUCCAUCCAGAGCUGGUUAGGUUCUUCAAGUAACUUCCCAAAGGGUUUUCUAGAGAAAAUCAAAGGCUGCAGUUGGUUGAGGACAAAAGUGGGGUUCCGAUGUCCCGAUGAGUCAAUCCUGUUUGAUCCAAAGAAUUCUUCCAUUCGCAUAGAAGAUGGCCCUUUAAUUGAUGAAGCAUUCUAUGGCUCGGAGAUAGCCUCAUUCAGAGACGCCCUUGCGGCAAUCGGAGUAUCUGUGGAUGUUAGACACGGACAUGAGCUUGUUGCUCGGCAUCUGAAAAGCCACAAAAACAGGGCUACUAUUUCUCGUAUUUACACGUACCUUAAGGAGUGCAAUUGGGAGCCUGCAAACAAGACGAGUAAUUGGAGCUGGAUACCAAAUAAAAAGAAAAGUGGAGAGUGGGUGAGCCCUCUGGGUUGUGUUCUUCAUGAUAAGGACAACCUUUUCAGCCUGCAGCUGCAUGUCUUGGACAAAUAUUAUGACAAGAAGUUGCUGGACUUCUUUUCACAUGUUUUUGGUGUGAGGAAUGGUCCUAGCGCUGAAGAUCAUUGCAAACUAUGGAGCACAUGGGAGAGCUCUGUCGAUGCGCUAUCUGCAGCUGACUGCUCUGCUUUCUGGCAGUUCAUUGCUAAGAACUGGAGCAAAAACACGGAGAAGCUUCUUUCUGCUUGUGUCAAGGUUCCAGUUUGUACCGACGGAACUAUCCUUCUGUCGAAGAAAGAGGAUGCGUUUAUUCCUGAUGAUCUACUCCCUCCGUUCUGAAUUACUUGUCUUAGAUUUGUCUAGAUACGGAGGUAUCUAGCACUAAAAUGAGUCUAGAUACAUCCGUAUCUAGACAAAUCCAAGACAACUAAUUCGGAACGGAGGGAGUACUUCUCAAGGAUUUGUUCGACAAGCUGCCUAACCGGUCAUUGUUCAUAUGGUAUUCAUCUUCAAGCCUGCCUUCCAUGUCUCGAGCAAAGCUGAACAACAUCUACGGUAGCAUUGGAGUCCAGGCAAUAUCCAAAGCUGUUGGGAAGAAUGAUUCACUCGCAUUGGAAAAUGUCAGCCCAACAAAAGCUGCUCGGGGUAAGGUGAUCAAUGUUGGUAUGAUCAAACUGGUCCUAGCUUUUCUUGCCGAUCCCGCUCUUGACAUUUCUGCUGAAGAGCGGCACAAGAUAGUUUCCUGCCUGCUCAAUGUGACGGUGCUAGAGACCAGUGAGCCAAUCACGGUGGGAUACAACGUGCAGCUGUCCUCUGGGGCCGUCUUGGAUGUGAAGGCGACACGGAAGCUCCGAUGGGAGAGGGAGAGCUCGAAACUGUACAUGCAGAAAAGCAAGCGUGCACCAGGCUACAAGGAGAAGUUGGAGUUUGCGACGAACUUUGCGGAUGAGAUAUCCCAGGGGCUUCUCUUCGAGAAGGCAGAUCUGAUCCCUUUGCUCGCGGAGCUCAUUAAAAUCGGCAGUUUGAUGGACUUCCACGCUGCCGCUGUCGAGUACCUUCUGAAAUCAAAGAAUCUGCAGCUGUUCCCUGAAGAUGAAGAAUUCCUUAGCACUGCAUCGCUAGGUCGUAGCAGGAACCGUUAGCGAUCUCUGGAGUUGCUCUUGCGCAUGCCGGCACACGGAGUGAAGUGGUUACUUGCUGAUGGCCAGGUCUGCAGGAGCUUAAUUGGUUCUUAAAUCUGGAGGGUCCAACAAUGCGCCUACUCGGUUAUCUUGUGCAUACGUUUUGUCGCGAUUACUAGCUGUGAACUUUUGUUUUGGUUUUCUCCCUUUAUGAACCGGAACCUGUCUGUUUUUUUUGAGUGUGAAAAAUGACACUCGUACGUACUGGUGUGUUAUCCUUUCAUGUCU